Oryctolagus cuniculus (rabbit) is the source of this 333-nucleotide messenger RNA. The record is from RefSeq and is a predicted model, not a curated record. NCBI's taxonomy places the organism in Eukaryota, Metazoa, Chordata, Mammalia, Lagomorpha, Leporidae.
AUGGAACAAAGUCUGCUAUCAAUGCAUGAUUUCACAGAGAAACAUGAAUGUCUAACAACAGAAAAUGGUAUUGGAACAGUGGGAAUUAGCAAUUUUGCAAAGGAAGCUUUGGGAGAUGUUGUUUAUUAUAGUUUGUAUGAAUUUGGGACAAAACUGAAACACCAAAAUGAGUUUGGUGGUUUGGAAAGUGUGAAAGCUGCUAGUGAACUCUAUUCUCCUCUAUCAGGAGAAAUAACUGAAAUUAAUGAAGCCCUUGCAGGAAACCCAGGACUCAUCAACAAAUCUUGUUAUGAAGGUGGUUGGCUGAUCAAGAUGACACUGAGUAACCCUUAA